Molecule: messenger RNA, 3772 nt
Organism: Erigeron canadensis
Lineage: Eukaryota; Viridiplantae; Streptophyta; Magnoliopsida; Asterales; Asteraceae
Product: importin-5-like
Exons: 20
Coding region: 100-3498 (1132 amino acids)
Biological process (GO): protein import into nucleus
Cellular component (GO): nucleus; cytoplasm
Molecular function (GO): protein binding; nuclear import signal receptor activity
Source: RefSeq, a predicted model, not a curated record
UCUCUUCAAAUAAAAAAACCUCACACAAUCUUUUCACAAAAACAAAAAACCACUUCUCCCAACCGCCGCCAGAAAACCGGACCACCCGACCAAACCACCAUGUCUUCUUCCGGCGCCACCAAUCCAACCACCCACCAACUAUCCCAAAUCUCAUCAAUCCUCAAUUCCGACAACAAUUCCCAAUUCGAAACCCUAAUCUCUCACUUAAUGUCCGCCGCAAACGACCAACGUUCAGAAGCCGAAACCCUUUUCAACUUAUCCAAACAACUUCAUCCCGACAACCUCGUACUCAAACUUUCCCAUUUGUUACAUGUUUCCCCACACCCGGAAGCACGUGCUAUGUGUGCCGUCCUGUUGCGACGCAUCCUGACCGUUAGUUCAUCGUACGAUGAUGCGUCGCAACAAGGCGGCGUUGGGGGAUUAUAUACAGGUCUUGUAUCUAAUACCCAAGUUACUUUAAAGUCAAUUUUACUUGAAUGUGUUAUUAAAGAAACAAAUAAAUCUAUAAUUAAAAAAUUAUGUGAUACUAUUUCUGAAUUAUCUGCUAUUAUAAUGCCCGAAAACGGAUGGCCCGAAUUAUUGCCUUUUAUGUUUCAAUGUGUUAGUUCUGGUAAUGAUAUACAUAGGGAAAGUGCUUUGUUGAUAUUUGCACAAUUAGCACAAUAUAUUGGGGAAUUGUUGAUUCCGCAUGUAGAGACGUUGCAUCGUGUGUUUUUAGGGUGUUUGGGUAACGGUAUGAUUGCGGAUGUUAGGAUUGCGGCGUUGGGUGCGUCGAUUAAUUUUAUUCAGUGUUUAGAGAAGGCGUCGGAUAGGGAUAAGUUUCAUGAUUUGCUUCCGUUGAUGAUGCAAACGUUGAACGAAGCGUUGGUUUCUGGGGAGGAGGCGACGGCGCAAGAAGCGUUGGAGUUGUUGAUUGAGUUGGCGGGGACGGAGCCGAGGUUUUUAAGGAGGAGUAUUGUUGAGGUUGUUGGAGCGAUGUUGCAAAUUGCGGAAGCUGAAAGUUUUGAAGAAGGGACUAAGCAUUUGGCGCUUGAGUUUGUUGUUACGUUGGCGGAAGCGAGAGAGAGGGCGCCUGGGAUGAUUAGGAAGCUGCCGCAGUUUGUUAAGAGGUUGUUUGAGGUUUUGAUGAAGAUGUUGUUGGAUGUUGAAGAUGAUCCUGAUUGGCAUGGUGCUCAGAUUGAACACGAGGAUGCCGGUGAGACUAGUAAUUAUAGCGCUGGUCAAGAAUAUCUCGAUAGGUUAUCGAUUUCUUUAGGUGGAAAUACUAUUGUUCCUGUUAUUUCUGAGAUUUUUCCGGCUUAUUUGGCUGCACCCGAGUGGCAAAAGCAUCAUGCGGCGCUUAUUGCUUUAGCUCAAAUCGCAGAAGGUUGCUCAAAGGUUAUGACAAAGAACUUGGAGCAAGUUGUUGCGAUGAUGUUGAACUCAUUUCAAGAUCCCCAUCCUCGAGCUAGAUGGGCAGCUAUCAAUGCAAUUGGUCAACUAUCUACCGACCUUGGCCCAGAUUUGCAAAAUCAGUAUCACCAUCUUGUGCUUCCAGCUUUAGCUUCCGCAAUGGAUGAUUUUCAUAAUCCACGGGUGCAAGCACACGCAGCUUCGGCGGUGCUUAACUUCAGCGAAAAUUGUACACCAGAACUUUUACAGCCAUAUUUGGAUGGGAUCGUGGGGAAAUUACUUGUAUUGUUGCAGAAUCCUAAGCAGAUGGUUCAAGAGGGGGCUUUGACUGCUUUGGCGUCGGUUGCUGACUCAUCUCAGGACCAUUUUCAAAAGUAUUAUGAUGCAGUCAUGCCUUACUUAAAAGCCAUACUGGUGAAUGCAAAUGACAAAGCUAAUCGUAUGCUUCGCGCAAAAUCUAUGGAGUGUAUUAGUUUGGUUGGCAUGGCCGUUGGAAAAGACAAGUUCAAGGAUGAUGCUAAGCAGGUUAUGGAUGUUCUUAUGGCCUUGCAAGGUUCUCAACUUGAGACAGAUGAUCCUACUAUAAGCUAUAUGUUACAAGCAUGGGCAAGGCUUUGUAAGUGCCUAGGGCAAGAUUUCCUUCCUUACAUGAAUGUUGUCAUGCCACCGUUGCUUCACUCCGCUCAACUUAAACCUGAUGUUACCAUUACAUCUGCUGAUUCAGAUGCUGAUAUUGACGAAUCUGAUGAUGAAAGCAUUGAGACUAUCACACUUGGAGAUAAGAGGAUAGGGAUCAAGACUAGUGUCCUUGAGGAAAAGGCUACUGCCUGCAACAUGCUCUGUUGCUACGCUGAUGAGUUGAAGGAAGGAUUUUUCCCCUGGAUUGAUCAGGUUGCUCCAACUUUAGUACCACUGUUGAAAUUUUAUUUUCAUGAAGAAGUUAGGAAGGCUGCAGUUUCAGCUAUGCCGGAGCUUCUCCGAUCAGCAAAACUAGCUGUUGAGAAUGGACAAUCUCAGGGACGCAAUGAAUCCUAUGUAAAGCAGUUGUCUGACUAUAUCAUUCCAGCUUUAAUAGAGGCUUUACACAAGGAACCUGAGACUGAAAUUUGUUCAAGUAUGCUGGAUGCUAUUAAAGAAUGUAUACAGAUUUGUGGGCCUCUGUUGGAUGAAAACCAAGUUAGAAGCAUUGUCGAAGAGCUAAAGCAGGUUAUGACAGCCAGUGCAGCUAGAAGAAAUGAAAGAGCCGAGAGAAUUAAAGCCGAGGACUUUGAUGCAGAAGAGGGGGAAAUGCUCAAGGAAGAAAAUGAGCAAGAAGAAGAACUUUUUGAUCAAGUUGGUGACUGUUUGGGUACCCUACUUAAGACCUUCAAGGCUCCAUUUCUACCUCUUUUUGAAGAACUAUUACCUUAUUUGAUGCCUAUGUGGGGCAAUGGUAGGACAUCCGAGGAGAAAAGAAUAGCCAUUUGCAUAUUUGAUGAUGUUGUUGAGCAUUGUCGAGAUGCAGCUUUAAAAUAUUAUGAUACCUUCCUACCACUCGUGUUGGAAGCAUGCAAUGAUACAAGCACUGAUGUCCGCCAGGCUGCUGUUUAUGGGGUUGGUUUAUGUGCGGAGUUUGGUGGAGGUGCAUUCAAACCAUUUGUUGUUGAUGCCCUUUCUAGAUUAGAUGCUGUUAUAAGACGCCCCGAUGCAUUGCAUCCAGAUAAUGUUAUGGCUUAUGACAAUGCUGUUUCAGCUCUUGGCAAGAUAUGCCAAUAUCAUCGUGAUGCUAUUAAUGCUGCCCAGAUUGUCCCUGCAUGGUUAAACUGCUUGCCAAUAAAAGGCGACUUGAUUGAGGCUAAAGUUGUCCAUGACCAGCUUUGCUCUAUGGUGGAAAGGUCGGAUGGAGAAUUAUUGGGACUUAACCAUCAGUAUCUUCCAAAGAUAGUUGCAGUAUUUGCAGAUGUUCUUUCUGCUGGUAAAGAUUUGGCCUCCGAACAAACUGUUAGCCGAAUGAUUAAUCUUCUGAGGCAGCUCCAGCAAACAUUACCUCCAUCUGCUAUGGCAUCAACCUUAUCAUCUCUACAACCUCAACAGCAGCUUGCACUACAAUCAAUCCUCUCUUCUUAAAGGUUUUGAUACCUUCUUUUUGUAUCUGUUUCGUGUGUUUUAUUUUUCUUUAUAUUCACAAUAUAUACUUAAAAUUCAUUUUUGCAUGCAUUUGGCGUGAAAGGAAGUCAAAAAAUGUGAGAAAUAUAGUCAUAGGAUGUGCAUAUACAUGUUACAGUUUUGAAUUGAUUUGGUACUUACAAGUACUUGGUAAUUUUGUCCAGAAAGAUACAGAAUUCUAUGGUCUUGUAUUGGUUUUGCAUAAUGAGAUUGGAGAAGAGUGAAAUUUUGUGGA